Messenger RNA from Mytilinidion resinicola, 911 nucleotides. RefSeq lists its product as uncharacterized. NCBI's taxonomy places the organism in Eukaryota, Fungi, Ascomycota, Dothideomycetes, Mytilinidiales, Mytilinidiaceae. The coding region runs from base 264 to 911 and encodes 215 amino acids. The transcript has a single exon. The record is from RefSeq and is a predicted model, not a curated record.
UCGAUUGGUUGCUUGCAUCUUGGUUGCUCGAGACAGGCUCCUUGGUUCCUCAAAGGAGCGAAACGGGGUCCGCUCUCUUCCCACUGCGCUCUCGAAACUCACCGCCAUUAUCCCAACCAAGGCACCAACACCUCCCAUACUGUCAUCCCAGGCUUUUGAAAUGCCUGCUUUGCCGCUCUCUUCCCCUCUCUGCUCCCCAUGAAUCAUCUUCCUAAAGUUCAGCCAUCUCUAAAAGCUAGCUGCUAGACUGCACUCCACUCGUCAUGGCAAACGUCCCACUGCCAUACUAUUCUUCAGACAUCAUAGAGGACAUCCAUGUAACUUUCGAUUGCCCUCCCGACUCCUCUCCAGAGUACUACCCCCAAAAUACCUACUUCCCAGACACCACUAAGAACAUCGACAUUAUUCUCGACUAUCCUCCCGAAUACGACAAUUCAGAGUACUAUCCUCCCCCACCAGACAGCUUACCAACACCCAGCCUUUCUUUCCCACCGCCAACGACAUCUUUACCUCCACUUCCGCCUGCACCUUCACCCUCCAUCCAGAACCCGUCGUGGGCAGCCACACAUGGGGUAUUACUUGCCGUCCUCGCGGCCGUCGGUGCGGUAUUGCUUGCCAUCGCUGUCGUGGGAAUCAUUUCUGGGGUUGUUGGAAGCGUACGAUGCGUGAGGAGACGGAGGAGGGGCAGGGUACAGGGAGGACAGGCAGGGGAGACUGAAGAAGGAGAUGGUGCUGCGCUCUCUAUUGGGAUGGAGGAACUGACUGCGGCACCGCAGUCUCUGCAGCGGCCGGAGGAGGCGCAUGUGGGGGACGAGGAUUCUGCGGAGGAUGAGAGGGAGGAAGAGAGGGGCAGACAGCGAGAGCGUCCACCUCCGUAUAGGGAUUAUAGAGAGCCCAUUUUUAGGUAUUGA